Messenger RNA from Lasiosphaeria miniovina, 556 nucleotides. RefSeq lists its product as uncharacterized. Bases 97 to 540 code for a protein of 147 amino acids. Lineage: Eukaryota; Fungi; Ascomycota; Sordariomycetes; Sordariales; Lasiosphaeriaceae. The record is from RefSeq and is a predicted model, not a curated record. The transcript has 3 exons.
CUCCCCCUCGUUACCUACCUUUCCCCGUCACCCUUGACGUGCGCACAUCGUUAACAACCAAAGCAAAAUUUAUCUAGGUUCUCGCCGAAAAAAACCAUGCGUCUCGCCGCCGUUUUAAUUCUUGCCAGCGGCUUACACGCGAGUCGGGCCUUGGCGAAAAGGGACGACGAUGGACCCAGCUGCUAUCCGCUGCCCGCCAGCCCGACGUCUACUACUUCGAGGACAAGGCAUCCGCCACCCCUGACUACCACCAGCCUCGCUGCAUCUUGCACAUACAAGCCGACGCAGACCUUCUACUCCAGCAGCGGGUGUCCCCUAACCUGUGGGAACGAAUUUUGCGUCAUUGACGCGGCCGUCACCAUCCCAUGCGGCUGCCCUAGAGUUGAUAUCCAGCCCACAACCGUCACCGUCUGCCCUACCCAAACUCCGUGUUACCAGUGCUACACGGGCUGGGGUACUUUCUUGGUCACGCAAACUUGCCCACAAACGGCCUCACUGCCGACUCAUACUUCAGAGGCGGUGGAGAUGGAUGAAGACUGAAGCAAGUAUGUGAUCG